AAACAUAUCAUACUGCAACUCAAAACCAUGACAUUUCUUUAUAUGCUCCUGCUGCUGUCCGCAUUGCCACUGAUCAAAACGACAUCAAUAGCGCCAAGAAAACAAGCAGAAUCGCUCGUCAAAUGGAAGGACGGCUGGUCUUCAUCAUGGCCACUCAAUUCAUGGUCCCUCACCAACCUCAACAGCCUCUGCAAGUGGACUGCCAUUUCCUGCUCCCAAACCAGAACAGUCUCCAAAAUAGACCUCUCCAAUAUGGCAAUUGACGGAACACUGUCGCUUUUCGACUUUCCCUCAUUUCCAAAUCUCACCCACUUCAAUCUAAAUGGAAACUAUUUCGAUGGGCCUAUACCAUCUGAGAUUGACCAGGUAACAGAGCUUCAGUAUCUAAAUCUCCGCGACAACAGGCUCUCUGGUACCAUCCCUUAUCAACUGAGCAAUCUCAAAAAGGUACGGUACAUGGACCUUGGAUUAAACUAUUUUAACAAUACUGAUCAAGAUUGGUCAGAAUUUGCAGGCAUGCCCUCAUUGACCUACCUUGCUAUGUCUAUGCAACGUGAUAGUCUAUAUCAUUCAGAAUUCCCAGAAUUUAUAUCUCAAUGCCGGAACUUGACGUUCCUCGACUUGUCUCAAAAUAAAUUGAAUGGCCAAAUUCCACCUUCGAUAGGCCAACUCAGGGAGCUCCAGUACCUUGAUCUUUCAUACAACUCCUUAAGCUCUUCUAUCCCUUCUGAGCUCGGUCUUUGUACAAACCUCACCCACUUGUUCUUGGCUUUCAAUGAACUCAACGGGGAACUGCCUCUGUCCUUGUCCAAUCUGAACAACCUCGUCGAAUUGGGUUUAGCUAAUAACCAUAUCUCUGGCACGAUUCCACCUUCGAUAGGCCAACUCAGGGGGCUCCAAUACCUCAAUCUUUCAUACAACUCCUUAAACUCUUCCAUCCCUUCUGAGCUUGGUCUUUGUACAAACCUCACCCACUUGUCCCUGGCUUCCAAUCAACUCAACGGGGAACUGCCUCUGUCCUUGUCCAAUCUGAACAACCUCGUCGAAUUGAGUUUAGCUUAUAACCGAUUUUCAGGCACGAUUCCGGACAAUAUAGGUUUGAUUUCUGGUCUUCAAAGUAUUGACCUGAGAAUGAAUCAUCUGGAAGGGAAAAUUCCAUCCUCUGUAGGCCAAAUCAGGGAGCUCCAGUACCUUAAUCUUUCAUACAACUCCUUAAACUCAUCAAUCCCUUCUGAACUUGGCCUUCGUACAAACCUCACCCACUUGUCCUUGUCUUCCAAUAAACUCAAUGGGGAACUGCCUCUGUCCUUGUCCAAUCUGAGCAACCUCGUUGAAUUGGGCUUAGAUAAUAAUCUAUUUACUGGUCAAAUCCUUCCUUCUCUGGUCUCCAAUUGGAUUAAUAUGGAAUCUUUGCAACUUCAGUCCAAUGAACUCAGUGGGGAGAUUCCGACGGAAGUUGGAAAUAUGAACUUUCUGUUGACGCUCAAUCUAAGAAGGAACCACUUGACAGGAGUGGUCCCUCAGAUUCUAGGCAAUUUAGCUCUGCUUAAGCUGCUCGAUUUGUCACACAACCAUCUUUCGGGGCAAAUCCCAUCAUUUGUCAACACGAUUUUUCUUCGUGAUGUUAAUUUUUCUUAUAACAACUUGACUGGCCGAAUCCCAUGCGUUUUCCAAUGGGCACCAGAAAAUGCUUUUGUUGGAAACUCUGGGUUGCAUGGGUAUGUAGACUCGUGUGUAGACAGUAUACCCCCUCGGCACAACAGAAAUUUCAAAAAGGAUAACAAAAGAGUUCUAAUUGGUAUCCUUGUGCCUGUUUGUGGUUUAUUAAUGGUUACAACUAUCAUUGGUCUUAUGUUCCGUAAAAAAUCCAGUCUCGUUUUGAACAAAGUCAACACUUCUGAAAACUUUGAGAGUUUGGAGUCGAUGAUAUUGCAAGAGGAAGUAAAGUUUACGUUUGCGGAAGUUGUGAAGGCUGUAGAUGACUUUCAUGAGAAGUACUGCAUUGGGGUAGGAGGGUUUGGAAGGGUUUACAAGGCAGAGUUGCAAUCAGGCCAAGUUGUUGCAGUUAAAAGGCUUAACAUGUCAGACUCUAAUGAUAUUCCAACAAUCAAUCUCCAUAGCUUUCAGAAUGAAAUCCAAACUUUGACAAGCAUCCGGCACCGGAACAUCAUAAGGCUCUACGGCUUCUGUUCAAGAAGGGGUUGCAUAUUCUUGCUUUAUGAAUACUUAGAGAAAGGAAGCUUGGGAAAAGUUUUGUAUGGAGUUGAAGGUGUUAAUGAACUCGUUUGGGCAACUAGAGUCAAAAUUGUGCAAGGACUUGCUCAUGCACUUUCUUACUUGCACCAUGAUUGCUCUCCACCAAUUGUGCACCGUGACAUAACCGUUAACAAUGUAUUGCUUGAGUCUGAUUUCGAGGUUCGUCUCUCAGAUUUCGGAAUAGCCAGGUUAUUGAGUACUGAUUCAUCCAACUGGACAGAUAUUGCUGGUUCAUUUGGCUACAUAGCACCAGAGCUUGCAUACACUAUGCGUGUUACGGAUAAAUGUGAUGUAUAUAGCUUUGGAGUGGUGGCGCUCGAAGUCAUGAUGGGAAGGCACCCAGGAGAUAUGCUAGAGUCCCAGCUACAAGAAUCAUCAAAAUCAAGGAGGGACAAUGUAGAAUUGCUCCUGAAAGAUUUGUUAGACCAAAGGUUGGAACCGCCAACCAAUGAAUCUGCAAAGGCAGUGGUGCUCGUAGUGACAAUGGCCUUGGCUUGUGUACGAACGUGUCCAGCGUCCAGACCUACGAUGUUAUUUACGGCACAAAAACUCUCAGCUCAAACCUUGCCUUGCCUUCCCAAACCAUUUGGUAUGUUGACAAUCAACAAGCUAAUGGCAGUAUAAAUAAUAAAACAAAAAAGAAAAAGAAGAAAAGGGCGAAUAGCUCAAACUUCCCUUUUGUAUUCCUGCCACUCGCAGUUCCAUCUAAUUUCUCAUGUAAUACAUCUUCAGUACUGUAAUACUCAUCUGUAUGAUUUGUCGAAUGUGGAUUAAUGUGUGAUGAAUUUUCUUAAUCGUAAUUGCAUUAAACCGAUAAUCCAUAAUGUGUCAAAAUAACUCCACAAUUAAUAAAAAAACUUGAAUUAUGGAUUUGUGUCCUUCCUC
Pyrus x bretschneideri (Chinese white pear) is the source of this 3141-nucleotide messenger RNA. RefSeq names its product MDIS1-interacting receptor like kinase 2-like. Bases 28 to 2880 code for a protein of 950 amino acids. The transcript is spliced from 2 exons. The record is from RefSeq and is a predicted model, not a curated record. Lineage: Eukaryota; Viridiplantae; Streptophyta; Magnoliopsida; Rosales; Rosaceae. Gene Ontology annotation, molecular function: ATP binding; protein kinase activity; protein binding. Gene Ontology annotation, biological process: hormone-mediated signaling pathway; protein phosphorylation. Gene Ontology annotation, cellular component: plasma membrane.